Galeopterus variegatus (Sunda flying lemur) is the source of this 616-nucleotide messenger RNA. Its product is annotated as caytaxin-like. The annotation marks the transcript as partial. Lineage: Eukaryota; Metazoa; Chordata; Mammalia; Dermoptera; Cynocephalidae. Gene Ontology annotation, cellular component: cytoplasm. Gene Ontology annotation, biological process: apoptotic process. The transcript has 3 exons. The record is from RefSeq and is a predicted model, not a curated record.
GGACUUGAAGGUUGUGUCUUNCGGGACCAGGUACGUCAUCAGCAGCCUGGAGCUCCUGGUUGCCGAGGACGACAUGAUCGUGUACCUGAAUGGUGCCACCCCCCGGCGGAGGAUGCCCGGCAUAGGCUGGCUGAAGAAGUGUUACCAGAUGAUUGACAGGAGAUUGCGGAAAAACCUGAAGUCCUUGAUUAUUGUCCACCCCUCCUGGUUCAUUCGGACGGUGCUGGCCAUUUCCCGCCCUUUCAUCAGCCCCUUCUGCCUGCAUUUACACACGUUGGUCUCUGCCUGUUCCACUUGUGGGUGAAAGUAUUUUCAUACAAACGAGAUCUUUUCACCAAUAUGUCCUGGUUGCUGUGGUCGGCGGAAUAACAGCCCUCAAAGAUGUCCAUGUCCUAAUCCCUGGAACUUGUGAAUAUGGUACUUAAUAUGGCACAACAGGUAAGGACCUUGAGAUGGGAGGUCAUCCUGGGUUACCUGGGGGCCACUGUCCUCUCAGGGUCCUCAUAAGAGGGAGGCAGGGCGGUAAGAGUCAGAGAGAGACUGGAACACACUGCGCUGCUGGCUUUGCAGACGGAGGAAGGGGCCACGUGCCCAGGGCUGCAGGCGCCUCUAGAAG